UUAGAGGCAGAAAACAAGAUAAAAAAUAUUCUGAACCAAUGGACUGCAGGCACAGUACAGGAGAUGACCAGAGACUGCAGACAUAGUACAGGAGAUGACCAGAGACUGCAGACAGUACAGGAGAUGACCAGAGACUGCGGACACAGUACAGGAGAUGACCAGAGACUGCGGACAGUACAGGAGAUGACCAAGAGACUGCGGACACAGUACAGGGGAUGACCAAGAGACUGCGGACACAGUACAGGAGAUGACCAAGAGACUGCGGACAUAGUACAGGAGAUGACCAGAGACUGCGGACACAGUACAGGGGAUGACCAAGAGACUGCGGACACAGUACAGGAGAUGACCAAGAGACUGCGGACAUAGUACAGGAGAUGACCAGAG
Messenger RNA from Staurois parvus, 384 nucleotides. The record is from the annotation of a GenBank genome assembly. Lineage: Eukaryota; Metazoa; Chordata; Amphibia; Anura; Ranidae.